Messenger RNA from Aphanomyces astaci, 477 nucleotides. RefSeq lists its product as hypothetical. The coding region runs from base 1 to 477 and encodes 158 amino acids. Lineage: Eukaryota; Oomycota; Saprolegniomycetes; Saprolegniales; Verrucalvaceae. The record is from RefSeq and is a predicted model, not a curated record. The transcript is spliced from 2 exons.
AUGAGUUCCCGAGAUGGACGCAGUGUACGUGAGGGCGAGGAGCGGCGAUCGCGAUCUAGGGAGCGAUCCAGAUCAACGCGGCGGCGAUCUUCGUCGUCGUCUCGUGCAUCGGACGACGCGUCGUCUGCAAAGAAGGCAAAUAAGUCUAGAAAGAAGCACCGUCGUGAACGUCAUCGCGACAGAAGUAGCUCCAGCAGUGACGAGGACGCGAAGAAGAAGCCGUCAAAGAAGUCCAAGAAGCACAAGAAGGACAAAUCCUCCACCAAGAAGCGCAAGAAGUCGUCCAGUAGCAAGAAGCACAAGCGACGCCACGGCAGUUCCGAAGAUGAUGCAUCGUCGUCGUCAUCAGACGAAGACACGGUGCGCAGCGCCAUCUCGGGCAAAAAGAUCAAGCGGCACAUCGAGCAGUCCGAUUUGGACAAGCGCAACGAACGCAACCGCGUCAACUUGCUUCAGUUUUACAACGACAUGUACUAG